Molecule: messenger RNA, 1490 nt
Organism: Sipha flava (yellow sugarcane aphid)
Lineage: Eukaryota; Metazoa; Arthropoda; Insecta; Hemiptera; Aphididae
Product: pancreatic lipase-related protein 3-like
Molecular function (GO): lipase activity
Source: RefSeq, a predicted model, not a curated record
AAAAUUAUGCUGAAUAUCAAAAUAAGAAUCUUCAAGAUAAAAAUAGAAAACCAACUAGUAUUCCAAUAAAUGAUGCAAUAGCUGAUGGUACGCUGAAUAAAGUGAAUUUGGAAGAAAUAGUUAUUGGAAGCAAAAAAGAUCAAGAAUGGAUGAAAAGCUUAAGCGCAUUUAGAACCCCACAGAAUUUAAUUAAAAAAUCCAGGCACAUGAAAUUUGAAUAUUGGAAAUUGGAAAAUAAAGAAAAUAGUAAAAUAGUUGCUUAUAUAAUCGAUUAUAAUGAUGUAAGCAAUAUAAUACAUACGUGGAAAAAAGAUAAGCCUGUAAUACUCUUGACCCAUGGAUGGCUUGGGAUCUAUGAAGAAAGCGGAGUAUUUACCAUAAAAAAUGCUUACCUAAAUGAUUACCCCGAUGAUUAUAAUAUUUUGACCUUAGAUUGGGCACAUUAUUCAAAUAUUGUUAAUUACUUCAAAGUAGCUAAUCGAUGUACGAUGGUGGGAGAAGUACUCAGUUAUUUUUUGAUCCGGCUAGUUGAACUAAGAAUUGUUAUGCCUGAUAAAAUACACAUGAUAGGACACAGCCUUGGUGCUCAUACUCUUGGAGCAUGUGGACGUAAAUUUCUUCAAAUUACGUCAAUGAAAAUCGGUAGAAUCACAGGACUAGACCCUUCAGGACCCUCAUUCGCAAGAUCAUGGUACUACUGGACGGAAACCAAUGAACGAUUGCAUCAGAAUAAUGCAACAUUCGUAGAUGUGAUCCAUACGGCAAUGGGCGUAACAGGAUAUAUUGGAAGCAUGGCACAUGCUGAUUUUUAUCCAAAUAAUGGAGUAUCACCUCAGCCAGGAUGUGAAUAUAUAAAUCCAUGUGCAAAAUUUCCAGCAGUAAUCAAUACAGAAUUAUUUCACGUCACUUCAUUGCUUCACACAAAAGUCAAAAUUGAAGAGCCUCAUAAACGCAAAGACAUUAUUCAAUGCUUGAACUGCCAAGACUACGGCCACUCAAGAAAAUACUGUUCAUAUUCUCCAAGAUGUGUUCGUUGUGGUGACAACCACCCCUCUACUUCCUGUACUAAAUCCACCACCACGCCCGCCAAAUGUGCCCUGUGUAAGAGUGACCAUCCGGCCAACUACAAAGGUUGUAAAAUAUACAAAGAUCUUCAACAACUCCGGAAACCUGCCACAAAUAAUCAUGGUAACUAUCAAAAUAAUAAAAAUGUUGUAAAUAAUAUAAAUAUUACUAAAAAUACUAAUUGUGAAGCCACCCAACAGCCAACUGUCAAUGAUUAUACACCUCCAAAACGUUCUCUGACCUACGCACAGGCUACUCAUAAUAAUAACUCUGAUCCAACUUCUAAUAAUCAAAUUAACGAUAACACACUUUCAAACUUUCUUAAUGAAUUUAAAGCAUUAAUCAAUCCUUUACUUUCUCUCCUCACUACAGUUCUCGACCGUCUUCUUGCACAAAAUGUCAAGUAACUCAAAUAAUUCAUUCAC